GCACGACAAAUCGAAGUUCUAUAUUUCUAGUCAAUAAAUUAUCACUGAUUUUCAAUCUAUAGACUGUUUACCACGUUGUCAGUAGAAGGAAAAAUGAGAUACAAUUUGAUCUUGCAACUGCUAGGACUGCAGUUGGUUGUCAACAUGGCUGCAUCAAAGUGUGCACAUCAGAUAUUCUGCCCCCCACAUACAAAACACGUGAUGUGCGCCUUCACAAAGAAAUUCAAUAAGAGAUGCGGAGCUGGAAAAUUCGAAUUGAUUCCCAUUGACGGCGAUCUGAAGGAUAACUUAUUGACGCACGUGAAUAUGAUGCGCAGCUUGGUGGCCAGUGGGCUAUAUGAUUUUCCACCGGCAGCUAGAAUGGCGACCCUCAUGUGGGACGAGUCUCUGGCCUCAUCAUCCAGAACGCUGGCAUAUCACUGCGAUAGUCGUGGCAAAUACUGCUCCAAUACGAUGGAAUUUAAUUUUGUGAGCACUGUGGAAAUAUCGCUCAGGAUGCAUCCGACUUCAACCGUUAAAUUAAUUUUCGACGACCUAGUGAACAUAUGGCUUAGGGAUGUGUUAGGUUGUAGAAUGAAUGAGCAAAGUAAAUUAGUGCCAAGUGUGCCGGGGACCAACACCUGCCUGGGUCACCAUACGGCUCUGCUCGAAGAUUAUGCCACUAGAAUUGGCUGUGCGUUACGCGCGUCGAGGAAUGCAAAGAAAUUGUUCAUCUCAGCGGCUCUGGUUUGCAAUUUGAAUCGGGCCAAUGUUAAUGAGUUAACACCUUAUCAAAUAAGUCUAAUACCAGCGUCUGGCUGCCAAAAGGGAAGGAAUUAUAUACAUGAAUUUUUGUGCAAGCCCGACGAGGAAGUCGAUAAUAAUUAUGUACCGUCCCAAACUGAGGCUGAGUUUCGAAAUCUUAUGAUGUUGCAAUCAGCGAAUUACGCUCGUCAAAUAGAAAGUAUCUAUCCAACGAUAAAUAAUAUAACGAAAAUACUUUAAUAAAAAAGAAAAUAUUUUGCAACCAAGA
This is a messenger RNA of Drosophila hydei, 1012 nucleotides long. Its product is annotated as venom allergen 5.01. The coding region runs from base 94 to 984 and encodes 296 amino acids. The record is from RefSeq and is a predicted model, not a curated record. The transcript has 3 exons. NCBI's taxonomy places the organism in Eukaryota, Metazoa, Arthropoda, Insecta, Diptera, Drosophilidae.